GACCCGGAUACAGACGGGCGCCGCCUGCCCGCCGCGGUGCGGAGCCGGCCGGCCCCGCCGAGCGCAGGGAGCGGAGCCAUGGGGCCGCGCUGAGCGCCCGCCUGCUCCGCUCCCGCUCCCGCUCCCCCUCCCCGCCGGCCAUGGCGCCCAUGGGGAUCCGCCUGUCGCCGCUCGGCAUGGCCGUGUUCUGCCUGCUGGGGCUCGGCGUCCUCUACCACCUCUACUCCGGCUUCCUGGCCGGCCGCUUCGCCUUCUUCAUGCUGAGCGAGCCGGCGGCCGGCGGGGCCGAGCCCCCUCCCCGCGGCUCCGCGGCCGCCGUGGACCUGCGGGAGCUGCUGGCCGUCUCCGUGCUGGCCGCCGUGCGGGGCGGCGAGGAGGUGAAGCGGGUCCGCGAGGGCAACGUCCUCAACGAGAAGGCGAAGGGGAAGACCCGCGAGGGAGCCGAGGAGAAGCUGACGAGCGGAGACCUCCUGUCCAACCGCAAGAUGUACCACCUGCUGCAAGCCGCCUUCCCCGGCGUGCAGAUAAACUCUGAAGAACAUGUCGAUACAGCUGAUCAGGAGACAGUCUCUUGGGAUCGCAGUAUACCUGAAGAAAUAAAACAAAAAAUACAGCCUAAGGAGGUUCCAGCAGAAAGUGUUACUGUCUGGAUCGAUCCAUUAGAUGCUACACAAGAAUACACAGAGGAUCUUCGGCAGUAUGUCACAACGAUGGUUUGUGUGGCUGUAAAUGGUAAACCAGUAAUAGGAGUGAUACAUAAGCCAUUCUCAGCAUAUACAGCCUGGGCAAUGGUAGAUGGCGGGUCAAACGUAAAAGCUCGUUCCUCCUACAAUGAGAAAACUCCAAGGAUUAUUGUAUCCCGCUCCCAUGCAGGAAAAGUGAAGCAGGUUGCACGGCAGACUUUUGGAAAUAAGACUGUGAUAAUCCCCGCUGGUGGAGCAGGUUAUAAAGUGCUGGCCCUCCUUGACGUAGCUGAAAAGAAUCAAGAAGAAGCUGAUGUGUAUAUCCAUGUCACCUAUAUUAAGAAGUGGGACAUCUGUGCUGGAAAUGCGGUGUUGAGAGCAUUGGGUGGCCAUAUGACUACCCUGAAUGGUGAAGAAAUCAGUUACACUGGCUCAGAUGGCAAUGAGGGGGGACUUAUAGCCAGUAUCAAUAUGAACCAUAAAGCACUGAUUGAAAAACUUCCAGAUCUGGAAGAAACGUCACACAAACUUGACUGAUGGAGAAAUACAAGUCAUGCUUUUGUAAGCCUCCAGAUGGUCUGACUGAAGAAGCAAGUGUGAAAACCUGCUGGGAAAGAUGCGCAGCAAAGCAGUUUGGUGUGGGUUUGGGGACUGUAUUUGCAUUGGGUUUCUUCAGUGGUGGUAUUUAAAAAUAAAACUAUUAAAAAAAAAUAAAAACAACACAGUAAUAAUAAUCAGAAGUAGGAAGGGCACUGACUGCCUCACCCCUCACUUUCCAUGUCUUUUUUUUUUUUUUUGACUGUUUUCAUUCAGUUCUUGUAUUCAAGGUGCAUAUACAAUAUAUAUUUGUGAACAUAGGUGAAUUAAAGAAAGAUCCAAAUUGUUUCAUAAAAUAACCUCAGUAGUUCUCAGAGGAAUUUCUUGAAAUCUUUUACAUCUUACUGUAGUUUUAGCAAUUCUGUAAUGAAUUAGGUAGAAACAAAGAGUGAUUUAUAUAGGCAUUUGAUAACUAAAAAAAUCAGGAGGAAAGAUGGCCCUGUGUUCUGUAUCCCCUGAACAGAAUUCACAAGAAGGUUGACACACAUUUAUAUACAGCAAUGGUUUAUCUUGGACGGAGUGGCACUCUUUCUGCUUUUUAAGAGGAAACAAAAAUGUUCUGUACUGUUUUGACUUUUUUUUUUUUUCAUGAAGAUGUAAACCAGUUUAAUUCAGAUGAGUUGUGAAUAUCAGUGUUUUAUUAAUCAGUGUAAUUAUUUCCAUAUAACUUUUUAAAAGAAGGCAAUGUUUCCUUGUAUACUUUUUAACAGUUGAUUCUUGUCCUUGAUGAUUUCUCCGUACAGUGUUGAAGAUGCAUGCUAGAUCUUCCUCUAAUGUAGGGCUUGUUCAUCAUUUGGCAUUUGUACUUAUAGAAGCACAAUUUGGUACCUGUUCAUUUUGGUUUUCCCCAUUCAAUAGAGUCAUAUGAAAUGAGUUUGAUGGAAAUAAUAAGUUGAUUGGUCAUUUCCAUUUAUAUAAUAUAAGCUCGCAUUUUCUUUUCUAAAACCUCAGAACUAACUUUCUGCUUUCUUAGGUUAAGGGGUGUUCUUUUCUUCAGAAAGCUCUUGAGUUAUCCCAAAUGGCUUGUGGUUGCUUGAUUUGUGGAAACUUACAUAUAUCAUUUCCCUUAAAUUGAAUCUUUUUAAGCAAGUUUGAAGAACAAGCAGCCCUUCAAGUACACCAGAGUCCAGAAAACCUUACUGAAAAAUGCUCUUUGUCAGUCCAGUUUACGCAGAACAGAACAUGGGCCCUUUGAUACCAAAUGACAAAUCGUUGUACCUCUAAAAUAGUUAGACUUCUAUCAGCAGAAGCAUAACCAUCUGUGGUGGUGCUCUUUGUGCGCCUCUGAAGGGAUUUCAGAAAGUUAAAACAUACUUGUUAUUUCAAUUAUCAAUAGAUAAGCUUCCCACCUCUUCUCAAUUCUUCAAAUAUUUGUUUGAAGUUUAUUUAGUAGAAACAUAGGCUAUUUAAAAUAAAUUAUUAUUUUAUUUUUUUCAUUUUUAACUUCUUUCAUCAUACUAUUCUCAUUAAAAUGAGGUUUUUCCUCCUUAUGUUAAAUGUUAGUAGUGGAGAAUGUCAUAAUACCUCUUUUAAUGAUCUUCUGUCUUAUGUUCACAUUUCCAAAAGACCUCCUCAGAUGUUGCAUAAUUACUGAUAAAGAUGUUAAUUUCGUAAACUUACUGGCAAAGUAGACUGAAGCUUAGUCCUACUAGCCUUUGGUACGGGUAGGCUUUUUUUCUUACAUUGUUUUUCCAACAUCGACACAAUUGCUGCUAUUUGAGAACACCUUCUACACAUGUAGAUAAUAUACAAAGCAACUUAACUUCAUUUUUAAGUUUAAUGACCUGCUAUAUGGUAUGACAAAUAAGUGAAUGUGGCCUUUAAAAAAGGGGCUGAUUUAUUUUUAAAAAUUUGUUGAGCUUCCAAACCUCAGCAUAUAACAAAAAUCCAGGUAUUUAUCAAGACUUUACUAAUACUUGGCAAGAAGACUGUAGCUUUUUUUUCUUAUAAUUAUUUUCCCUUCAGUCUGAUACAAGUGGGUUAAAGUGUUAUAAAAAAAGCAUUUCUGCUGUUUAGUAGUUAAAGAACAUGGAUUAAAAUUUAAGCAUGAGAAAUAGCCAUAGUUGGGCUAGUAUCAAAAUGUGUGUGUCACAGAGCUUGGCUGCACAAUGUUUAAAUAGACAGCUAAAGUCCCUGGGAGGUGGCUGGUUUCGAUUCAUGUUGAAAGCAUGUUUAAACUUAACUUGUGAAAAUGUGACUGCUUUUAUUUUGGUUGCAGUCCCAUCACUUCCUUCAUAAGCUGUGAUCAGACUUAGGUUCUGCAUGAGAAAGGAAAAAUAAGGUAAUGUUAUGUACACUAAAGGGGCUUACUGGGAUUUUCUUUGAAGGUACACAGCAGUAAACAGAAAUGUUUGCCUAAAUUAUGAAGUUAAAGACCUUUGGAAGAUAAAGGUACAAAGAAGAGCCCCAGCUUUCCUUUUCUAGUUCCCAUAUGCUGGCUGAAAUCCCUAGUUUUUCAUUAGGAGGACAUAUGCUUGUUCCAACCUGUUUGUAUCCUAAAUUGCUUUGCUGCAUUGGAUCUCAGUGUUUGAUACCUUUCUGCUUCGGGCCCCUUUUUGACCCAUCUCACUUCCUGUGACAGUGAAGGAAAGGUGAGGGAGAAGAGCUUCUGGCACAGCUUGAGCUCAGGCAGCUGCCCCACAGCCAGGCCCUGCAGUGCUGUUUGCAGCUCCAGGCCUGGCUGAUGGAGGAGCUGCUGCAGGGAGUGCGGUCAGGCCCCGGUCGGUAUCGAUUUAUAAUGUACAUGCAACUCUUGCACAGACCAGCAGGUGUUCAGAAGUGCUUGCUUAGUGCACGUGUGCCAGUGCACUUUGAUAUUCCUGUGUACAGUAUUGACAACCCAUGCAUCUUAUUUCUUUGACCAUGUCUACACUCCUUUCUAAAACACUUUGCCAUCCUGGCUUAAAUGCUUGUUUGGUUUCACCUCUGUGGAUGUAAGAGAAGCUUAUUGUCUGAGAUCAGACUAACAGUGUCUCACUGCCUGGCUAGGGCAUUGUUCUGCACCUGCUAGCCUUUUCCACAUGAAACUGAUGUAGCGUUUUCAGAGAUGCUACUUAAAACAAUUGCACAGCAUAGGUGGGUCCUACAAAAGUGUCUUUUCUAAAAAUUGGAAUUUAAAAAACUUCACAGUAACAUUCUAGGUCCAAUCAAGGGAAGUAAGAGAAUGUAUUGUGCUAGCAUUGCUUUUCACAUGAUGUCUUUUUUUUUUUUUUCCUUUGGGUGGAUAUUAUGAUUAUGGUAACUGUCAGUGAAAUUAUUCUAACGCGGUGUGUAUUUUCUCUUUUUCCUUCUGCUACAAAGAGUGGAUGGUAGCAUAGAUGAUACCUAGUACUGUACCAAACGUCCUAACUUGCAUUCACUGAAUGUUUUAUAAAUACAUGGACACAGAAAUAAAAGGGUUGAAUAUUGUACUCAACUGGUAUUGAGUUUAACCUAUUUGCAAGACUUUUGCAGGUAGAUUUAUGGAAGCACUGUUUGUUCUGAAUGAUAAAGCACAUAGUAGUAAUGAAAAUACGAGAAGAGAUAGCUUAUGUGAAUGAUGAAUGAACCAUGUGGAUGGAGCUAAGAAAUCACCUAGUGAUGUUGUUUCAUGUAUUUGCUUUUACCCUACAGUCAUUAAGAAUAGACUAAUUGGCUUCAGGUGCGAGAAGAGAUGUACACGUAUAUUUUUUGGAGAUAUAUGAAGAAGAGUCAGCACUGAUGUUCAUGUCUGCAUUUUUGUUUAUAAACAAGUGUAUCCUAACAUCUUUGUAGCAUCUUCUUAUCUGUUGGAGUCUCACAGCAGUGGUGCAAUGCUGUUGUAACCUGGUUUAACCAUGUAAAACAAGCACCCUGCAACCCCAGAGCAGCGCAACGAGGAGGGACUGACCUGUGCUGGGCCCUGUCUGGGUUAUUUUCCCUAGAUGUGGCUGUGCUGGAGAAAUUGUAACAGAGAACACUUAUUUUCCAUUUCUGGCUUUAAAUUGCCUUGCUAGUUUCAUUUCCCUUUCAGAGGUUAGAUAAUCAUACAGUUGAAGUUUACCCGCAGAUAAAUGCCUGUGAUUGUAGGCUCUGGCAGGAUGAGGGGGAAAGUGCCUCUAACACAGGGGAAGACUGAACAGCUUCCUUUCAGGCCAGUCAGACCAAGUCUUAUUUCAGGGCUCUGUUGUGCAGACUGAGGUCCAUUGACAAAAUUAUGAAUUCAACAUUGCCAGAAUGCUCAUAGUACAAUAGUCAGCUUAAUAACCAAGUGCUAACACCUGCUGCCAGUCUUCUCACCCCACAAGCUGCCAAUGCCUUUCACGGCUCAUACCCAGGGGCACGAAGCCUUCUACUUCGUGGUUUUAAGAUGUCAAGGGGCAGCCACUUUUCCUCUCAUUGCUGUUCCUCAUUUGUGCCUUCUUGAUCCUUGCACCUUUCUUAGUCCAUGUGGACAAGAAAGAUGAGGGAUCAGAGGUGGAAACUCCCUGAAAGAGAGGAACACAGCAACAAACUAUCCAUCAUGUUUCAUUCUGAAACUGGUAGUUUGGUGGGACCAAGGCCUAAGCCUUGGCCAAGGCCUUACCAAAGCUUUUUUUUUUUUUUUUUUUUUAAAUGGUCUGCAGCUGAUGGAGCCCCCUUUCAGAUAAGACUGUUUUCAGCCAUUGGUUGUUGCUGUGUUCCCCCACCCAAAGGAUGAGCAACACUCUGGCAUUUUUCCUGUUAUCCCACCAAGUUGUGUUACCAUUUUCCAAUUGUGUGCCAAAUCAAAAUGACAAUUCUAUAAAUAAAACUCUGAAAAUA
Anas platyrhynchos (mallard) is the source of this 6041-nucleotide messenger RNA. It is a transcript of the gene BPNT2, whose product is annotated as 3'(2'), 5'-bisphosphate nucleotidase 2. Gene Ontology annotation, biological process: phosphatidylinositol phosphate biosynthetic process; skeletal system development. Gene Ontology annotation, molecular function: 3'-nucleotidase activity. The record is from RefSeq and is a predicted model, not a curated record. Gene Ontology annotation, cellular component: endomembrane system. NCBI's taxonomy places the organism in Eukaryota, Metazoa, Chordata, Aves, Anseriformes, Anatidae.